Messenger RNA from Aethina tumida (small hive beetle), 3722 nucleotides. Its product is annotated as voltage-dependent calcium channel subunit alpha-2/delta-3-like. Bases 24 to 3659 code for a protein of 1211 amino acids. The record is from RefSeq and is a predicted model, not a curated record. The transcript is spliced from 21 exons. Lineage: Eukaryota; Metazoa; Arthropoda; Insecta; Coleoptera; Nitidulidae. Gene Ontology annotation, molecular function: voltage-gated calcium channel activity. Gene Ontology annotation, cellular component: voltage-gated calcium channel complex.
UUCUCGAUGUGCGACGUUCAAAAAUGUUUUCGAAACGAGUUGGGGUGAUUUUCUGUUUGAUUUUGUGCAACUUUUUUCACUGCUGUUGCACUUUUAAAGAACAAGAACUACAACGAAACGUGAUUGAUUUAGUGAAAAUAUGGGCUAAUGAGAUUGGAAAAAAACUCUUCCACCUGAGCAACACGUUGACGCAACCGCAGAGGGUGGAAGAUAGCUUCAAACACCUCAAAGACCAAUUAGAACGAGUUGAGGGUAUGCAAAUUUUGCGAAAGAUCAAGGAGGACAUGAGGACUAUUAUGGCCAAGAAAACUGAGGCUGUCAAAAGAAUCGCUGAAUAUGCAGAAUUUUUGUCGUAUUAUAGAAAAAACGAACCGCUCUUUGCUAACAGUUCAUACCAAUAUUACAACGCUGACAACGUUACGGACAUAGACGACGAUGACGAAAGAUUGAAAGUGAACUACGACAUCCAGUUAGCUGAAUGUAACUGGUUCUGCCAGCAAAGAAAUUUAAAACCACUCGACCACAACUCGUUCACUCGAGAAGAAUUGGACGCUUUGUAUAGAGUAAAGAACGCCAACGACGAGAAAAACGACUGCGAUUGCACCAAUCAAUUGGACCGGUAUUCGGAUAAGGAAGAAGAGUUUUAUCUUACCUUGCCGAUGGAGUACGACGCCAGGUUUGGAGAGAAUGUCAAUUUGAAUAUGAGCAUCAUUAAAACGCCCAUCAAUGUUUAUCAUAGAGAUGAGAAGGUUCUCGAAGGGAUCAGAUGGUCUGAAGCCCUGGAUUUUGUUUUCAAGGACAACAUGGCUAAGGAUCCGACUUUGACAUGGCAAUAUUUUGCUAGUCCUCAUGGCUUUAUGAGGCACUAUCCAGCCAUAAAGUGGUCGACCGAAACUUAUGAUCAAACUUACGAUUUCCGUACAAGGUCGUGGUAUACAGAAGCCAUGACAUCACCAAAAGAUAUAAUGAUUUUAAUGGAUAAUUCCGGCUCUAUGGUGGGAACACAUAGAGGUUUGUGCAGUCACAUCGUCAACGAUAUUUUAGAUACUUUAAACGACAACGACUUUGUCAACAUUUAUAUUUUUAACAACUCCACCGAACCUCUCGUGGGGUGCUUUAACAACACUUUAGUACAAGCAAAUGAGGAAAAUCUACGCUUGCUAAGAGAAAGUCUUCCUGUUUACGAAGACAUCUUCGUAUCAGACAUAAGUGUAGCUUUGGAGAAGGCUUUUGAAAUCUUGAAAAACUUCCGAAGAUUCAGCACUAGUGCAGCUUGUAACCAGGCAAUAAUGUUGAUAACUGCAGGAAUCGACUAUGACUUCAACUUUGACCUAUUUAAAUUGUACAAUUGGCACAGCAACAACCCCGUUAGGAUAUUCACGUAUCAAAUUGGCAGUGAUUGUACUGAUGCCAGACACAUGGAGUGGAUAGCUUGUGCAAACAUGGGAUAUUAUGUUAACAUGACUGUUAUGUCGGAUGUAAGGGAAAAAAUUUUGAAUUACAUGAACGUCUUAUCCAGGCCUAUUAAUUAUAAUUAUACGCAUAAAGACAGCGAAGUUUGGAGUUAUUUACACGUAGAUCUGGCCGAUAGAAGGCUUUCCAAUUGGCUCUGGCGGAAAUUCGAAGGCAAUAGGCAACGAGAAGUAUUUUUGGAUCAUGUUAAACGAGAUUACAUGAGACUAAAUAAACUUUUAACCUCAAGAGGGCACAUGUUACUUAAGGAGGAACACGAGUACGAAAAGUACAAGACGAAAUAUAUGGACUACAACUACAUGACUACAGUUUCCCUUCCAGUUUAUGGAAGAAGGGACAAUGAGAUUGACUUAAUAGGUGUAGCCGGAGUUGAUUUGCCAAUUAAACUGCUUAAAUCUUUAAUACCUUACCACAGACUUGGAACCAAUGGAUAUGCCUUCAUUUGCACCAACAACGGAUACGUUCUAACACAUCCUGAUCACCGACCUGAAUUUGAAAACAUCUUAAAACCGACAUUUAACAGAGUCGACUUUCUGGAAGUCGAAAUCCUGAACGACGAAAGCGAACCGCGCCUCUUCAACGAAACGAUCGUCUCGUUGAGGGAAAAAGUGGUGAAUCACACUGAAAACCAGCAAACUUUACAAGUCAAAUUCACCCUUAACGAAAUGAAACGUGUGAUAUUAAGUGGUAGGGAAUAUUUUCUCAUGCCUUUGGGUCCAUUCACUCUCGGAAUAGUGCUGCCACAAAAAUAUGGACGAGUUAAAAUUAGACCUAGUGCGACUAAAAACUUCGCUGCUGCCAUGGGAUUAUUAAAAACUACAUACUGGAAGGUCCAUCCGGAUUGGAUUUAUUGUAAGUCUUGUGAAGGUGCCACUCCUGAAGACAAAAUCAAUAACUUUUUGAAAACUAAUCCCGCCCCAAAAGAUAUGGAACCUUUGUUUAGUUUAUUGCUCCAUGAUGCCAAUAAUACAAUUUGGUUCGAAGAUCCUUUGGACACAGAAAAGGACAAGGUCAUUCGAAAGUAUUUCGUAAACAAAAUCUUCCUGUCAACUCAUAGCGGAUUGACGAGAUGGAGAAAUUUCGACGUCUCCUUCAUAGUCGUCGAAGACGACAAAGACAGUUUCGAGAAAAGAAACAACCGCUCGAUAGACGAAGAUUGGUACAGGAGGGCUGUGGAAGAGAACUACAAUGACGAAAGGAAAUUUUUGUACUCCGUCCCUUUCGAAAUAUCAGGCUAUGAAAACAACACGAUGAUAACGGGAACGAAAGCGAUAUACCUGAAGAACAAGAACAUGAAGACGCCAAUAGCUGUAGUAGGACUUCAAUUCAAUCAUCGAGCGAUGUACGAACUUUACAACGAAAUUACAUUGAAAAGUCACAAUAGGACAGUCAAGUGUGGCACGGGAAGACGUUGCAAUAUCACCUGUGAAUCGGACUAUCUCAACUGCUUCAUCCUCGAUAACAACGCCUACAUCGUGCUGAGCGACGAGAUCGAGUACACCGGACGUUUUAUCGGUGACAUCCGGGCGGACAUCAUGUACCAUCUAAUCGAGGACGGUGUGUUUGAGGACACUCGGAUGUUCGAUUAUCAAGCCAUUUGUCAGAAGGAACCCCCCAAGAAGAGGAAGAGAAACGCCGCCGGGAGUCCGGCCAUGCGAUUCAGAAAAAUGUUCCAGCACCUCUUGGGCAUUACCAAUUGGGCCCUAGCUACUAUUUUAUUUUGGGUGAAGUCCAUAGUGGCAGGUCCAAAUUAUCAAAGUUUAAAAGAGGACACGAUUGCAGUAGAAAAAUUGGAAAUCAAAAAAACUUACCCGACGCCAUGUGAUCACGAAUUCUGGUUGUUCACUCUUAAGGACAAAUUCAGGAGCAGCGUUUACCACGAAAACGCCACAAAAUUCGACUGUGAAUGGCCCUACGUUGUGGAAAAGAUACCCGACAGUAAUCUGUUGUUCCUUGCGAUUAAUGGCCGAUGUAAAUUCGGCACAAAAACUUACAUCAACAGUCCCCAACCGAAGGAGAUAAUUUACAAUGAGACUUUACCCUGUUACAUAGCGACAAGAAACAAUUACACGAGGAGGAGCUACAUGAAUUGCUACAGUCAUGACGAACGUGAGAUGGGAUUAAACGAGAGAGAUUCGUUUUACUGUGGCCACACUUGGAAGAAGCCGAAGGAACCUGGUUGUUAAUCUUGGGCUUUAUUAAAUUUAAAUUAUAUUUUUCUGUUUGUAUUCUCGCUUUAGAAUAUAAAU